AUGGAAUUGGAUAAGAAUUCAAAUGGUGACGUCAAAGUUGUUAACAGAAUUAUUUUUUUCUUAUAUAACAAGUUGAAGCCAGUGGAUAAUGGCGGUGGCGAUUUUGUCCCAUAAAUGGAAAGUUAGAGAAGAAGCAAAAAAGUUAGGUUUGUAUAUGAAAUCACAGCCAGACACGUGGACGGUGAGGUGCUAACGCCUUGGAAGAGGCGAGCCGUCGCGUCUCUUGCAAGUCGGAGUUUACUUUCACCGCCAAUAGAUUCUGUUCCACGUGGCAACACGUGGCAUCUUCUUCUUUAUCUCCGGUCCCCUCCAAUCUCAUCUUCUUCGUGUUGA
Capsella rubella is the source of this 333-nucleotide messenger RNA. RefSeq lists its product as uncharacterized. Lineage: Eukaryota; Viridiplantae; Streptophyta; Magnoliopsida; Brassicales; Brassicaceae. The record is from RefSeq and is a predicted model, not a curated record.